UUUGAUGUGAAUCUACCAUUAGCAUCGUUCAAGGACAGGUUGUCUGCUGUAAAAAUGGACAAAGAUCUACGUUUGCAGUUCACUUCUUCUCCGAUGCUGUAUGUUGUCUGGCUGUGUCUUUGUCUGAUGACUGUCCGGGCACAAGACGGAAAAGUCACGUGCUCUGUACCGCCAGUGGAAGAGUUUCAUGACACAGUACUGACAUGUCACUUCCCCGAGGACUUGAGUGUUUCCAAUAAAGACUUUACGGUCUACCACUACAGAAGUAAUGACAAUCCAGAAGCUGUCCUAGACUGUUGUUGGAUCAGGGGUGUUCGUAAGUGCUCCACACACCCAGACUUUGUGUACAACAACAUCGUCAGCCGGACACUGAGUAUUACAGUUCGUCACGUGACGACUAAUCACACCGGCAGGUACGCCUGUCAGAUCGCCAACUACGAGCCCAGGUUCCUGGAAUCUUGCGAGUUGCGCUUAAAACCGGGCAUAGAAAACACAUGCUCUAUUAAUAAAGAAGAAUCGCAAUCAAGCGCAACGCUGACCUGUUAUUUUAGCGAGGACAUUGGAAAAACGCAGAGAAACUUUACUGUAGUCAAGUAUAAUGGCCAGGACAUGACAGAGGUCACUAAGUGUUGGUGGGUGGAUGGACAUAAUCACUGUAAGUUUGCGGAUGGUUACAUCAACAUCUCCAGCGUGUCUUCCUAUUACACUGUUUUAAUAUCGGAAGUGAAAAUAGAGAAAGAAGGCAACUACUCCUGCUGGUACUCAGGCUCUGACACUAACCAGGAGACGUGUCUCCUUCACCUGUCUGAUGAAGAAGCAGACGAAGAGCAAAGCGGCACCAUCCUGGUAACCGUGCUGAUACCAACGUUGGUGGGUGUAGCUGGAGUAGUAGCUGCAGCUGUCGUCUUAUUUCUGACAUACAGACGGUAA
This is a messenger RNA of Pomacea canaliculata, 930 nucleotides long. RefSeq lists its product as uncharacterized. Lineage: Eukaryota; Metazoa; Mollusca; Gastropoda; Architaenioglossa; Ampullariidae. The record is from RefSeq and is a predicted model, not a curated record. The coding region runs from base 55 to 930 and encodes 291 amino acids. The transcript is spliced from 7 exons.